This is a messenger RNA of Glossina fuscipes, 851 nucleotides long. RefSeq names its product PXMP2/4 family protein 3. The transcript has 5 exons. Gene Ontology annotation, cellular component: cytoplasm; membrane. The record is from RefSeq and is a predicted model, not a curated record. Bases 180 to 761 code for a protein of 193 amino acids. Lineage: Eukaryota; Metazoa; Arthropoda; Insecta; Diptera; Glossinidae.
AUUGACAUUAUAAUUUUAACAGUUUGCUAAAUUUUGCAUUUAUAUAUCAAAGUGAAGGAAAAUAUUUAAAACUCCAAAAGCAGUCUUUCGACUUAAGACCUUUGCACUUUGAUAUUAAUUAAAGCUAGAGAAAAGAAAAGACGUUUAAAAAUAAAGGAAAAUUUUAUAAAGAGUCAAGCAUGUCUCUGUCUAAGCCACUGUAUUCUUUACUCGGUGUUUAUUUUGAACAGUUAUUUAGUCAUCCUAUUCGCACCAAAUCUGUCACUAAUUUUAUUUUGGCUGCAUCGGCUAAUUAUGCAUCCCAACGCAUUGAUGGACAAAAAGUGAUUAACCAACAAAGUGUAGUCGCUUAUGCUUCAUUUGGUCUACUAUUUGGUGGCAGUAUUCCCCAUUACUUCUACCAAGCAAUAGAACGGCUGUUUCGCCACGAUUUCAAAUAUAGAAAAUUUUUUCAAUUCAUAUCUGAACGUUUGGUUUAUACCCCGAUUUACCAAGCGUUGUGUUUAUAUAUUCUAUCAUUAUUUGAGUCAAAUUCCCACGACAUAGCUUUGAAAACUGCGGAAAAGCUUUAUUGGCCUCUAUUAAAGGCUAACUGGCAAUAUGUCACAUUUUUUGUUUGGGUUAACUUGUAUUACGUACCGCCCAUGUUGCGGGAAUUUUUCACAAGCAUUGUAGCAUUUAUAUGGAUGACCUACAUAGCUCGUAAGCGUCGUCGUUUCCAAGAAAAGCAGGCGCUGAAUUCUGACUCCAAGCCUAAUUGAUUGUUUUUAAAACACAAACCAAAUUUAUUGCUUUUACUUUGAAUUUUUGAUUUGGGAAUGGCUACAUCGGGGUUUUUUUUAGGUUCACAU